AUGGUGGAGGGUGAUGGUAACUUGCACCCCCAGUUCCAGCUGCGUAGCCUUUGGGGCCAGAAGGUGGCAGUGACUGAGGUGGCUGUGAAACUGGUUGCGCUGAUGGCAUCUGCUGGGGAGGUUGCUGGGAAGGUUGCACAGGCACAGGUGUCGUUGGAUGUACUGGCUGAGGCUGUGGUGGUGGAAAUUCCUUUUAGAAUGUCACAGACAAGCUUAAUGAAAGAAUUUACAAUGCUACACCUCAACAGUGGCAGUUUCUGGCUUGAAGCAAGAUUGUACAACUCUGCUAAUAUUUCUUCUGUUGAUUUUCAAAUUCAUUCAUGGGUUAUUUUAAAUGAACAGGUAAACAAAAUGUUAUUUCUCCAAAAGCUUUUAUAUUAUAUGAUAAGCAAUUCGUUCAAAGAUUCCUGCUCUACCACUCCUGACAGAAAGGUUUGCAACUGUCUG
This is a messenger RNA of Gryllus bimaculatus (two-spotted cricket), 447 nucleotides long. The record is from the annotation of a GenBank genome assembly. NCBI's taxonomy places the organism in Eukaryota, Metazoa, Arthropoda, Insecta, Orthoptera, Gryllidae.